This is a messenger RNA of Jaculus jaculus (lesser Egyptian jerboa), 835 nucleotides long. It is a transcript of the gene Myl11, whose product is annotated as myosin light chain, phosphorylatable, fast skeletal muscle. Gene Ontology annotation, molecular function: calcium ion binding. Gene Ontology annotation, cellular component: cytoplasm. The coding region runs from base 239 to 748 and encodes 169 amino acids. The transcript is spliced from 7 exons. Lineage: Eukaryota; Metazoa; Chordata; Mammalia; Rodentia; Dipodidae. The record is from RefSeq and is a predicted model, not a curated record. Gene Ontology annotation, biological process: skeletal muscle tissue development.
AAGACCCACUCUCCCCUCCCCCUGGGCUCCAGCUGCUACUGGCCUUCAAGAAAGGAGAGGCCCUGAGCUAGGCUGGGCUAUUUUGGUAUCUGGGGUGGGUACCCGAAAGGCUAAGGUUACCCUGGUAUGCUGAGAGCUCCCUGGGGCAGGACUAUAUAACUCCUGAGGAACUGCCCCAGGCUGAGUCCCUGCUUUUCUGCAGCUGAAGCCUCUGCCUUGCCCCCAGGAGACCUGAGACAUGGCACCCAAAAAGGCCAAGAGGAGGGCAGGAGCAGAGGGCAGCUCCAAUGUCUUCUCCAUGUUUGACCAGACUCAGAUCCAGGAGUUCAAAGAGGCGUUUACUGUAAUUGACCAGAACCGAGAUGGCAUUAUUGACAAGGAGGACCUUCGGGACACCUUUGCAGCCAUGGGGCGCCUCAAUGUGAAGAAUGAGGAGCUUGAUGCCAUGAUGAAGGAAGCCAGUGGUCCCAUCAACUUCACUGUCUUCCUGACCAUGUUUGGGGAAAAGCUCAAGGGUGCCGACCCUGAGGAUGUGAUCACCGGAGCCUUCAAGGUCCUGGACCCUGAGGGGAAGGGCACCAUCAAGAAGCAGUUCUUGGAGGAGCUGCUUACCACACAGUGUGACCGCUUCUCCCAGGAGGAGAUCAAGAACAUGUGGGCAGCCUUUCCCCCAGAUGUGGGCGGCAACGUAGACUACAAGAACAUCUGCUACGUCAUCACGCACGGUGACGCCAAGGACCAGGAGUAGAGGCCCUUCUUUACGUCUCUUAAAGUUUUCAGCCCGUCCGACCCCCGCUCCGACUCCCAAUAAAAUUCAAAUGGUCGUUGUUUCUUA